GGCUUUGCCGGACUUCGCCGCGGUGGUGGCCGGGAUUCUGGAGGAGUUUCAGGCUGGGCGGGAGGGAGGAGAGGACUGAGGAUGGCUGGAAGCGGCUGCGGCCGCACUCGCCGGUGAAGCAGUCGAAGAUGGGACGGCGUUGGGGACGUUAAGGACCCCUUCUUCUACCCCCAUUCCUGGACCGGCAUGGCCGGGCUCAUCAAGAAGCAGAUCCUGAAGCACCUGUCCAGAUUUACUAAAAACCUUUCCCCUGAUAAAAUCAACUUGAGCACACUGAAAGGGCAGGGGCAGCUGACCAACCUCGAAUUGGAUGAAGAAGUUUUGCAGAAUGUUUUGGACUUGCCAACUUGGCUAGCUAUUACUCGUGUCUUUUGUAAUAAGGCUUCCAUCAGGAUCCAGUGGACAAAACUGAAGACGCACCCAAUUUGUCUGUAUUUGGAUAAAGUGGAAGUGGAGAUGCGGACCUGUGAAGAGCCCCGGCCACCCAAUGGACAGUCUCCCAUCGCUCUUGCUUCAGGACAAAGUGAAUAUGGUUUUGCUGAGAAAGUAGUGGAGGGUAUGUUUAUUGUCGUCAAUUCUAUCACCAUCAAGAUCCACUCCAAAGCCUUCCACGCUUCUUUUGAACUGUGGCAGCUUCAAGGAUACAGUGUCAACCCCAACUGGCAGCAAAGUGACCUGCGCUUUACUCGUAUUACUGAUUCACACAGGGGAGAGGUUUUAACCUUUAAAGAACUCACCUGGCAGACUCUUCGGAUAGAGGCAGAUGCUACAGAUAAUGGAGAUCAAGAUCCCAUCACCACACCUCUGAGACUUAUUACCAACCAGGGCAGGAUCCAAAUAUCUCUUAAGAGAAAGACAAAGGAUUGCAAUGUGGUUGCAUCCAAGCUGAUGUUUCUCCUUGAUGAUCUGCUGUGGGUGCUGACUGACUCUCAGCUGAAGGCAAUGAUGAAGUAUGCAGAGUCCUUGAGUGAAGCCAUGGAGAAGUCAGCCCAGCAGAGGAAAUGUUUGGCUCCUGAACCUGUCCUGAUCACACCACCUGCUCCCAGUGCCCAGCAGUCUUGGCCCCAGUCAUUUGGGAGCAGCCACAAAGCAAUCAGCCAAUACUUUGAGAAACAUGACAUGAAAGAGUCUUCUUACCACCUUCUCAUCUCUCGCCUGGAUCUUCAUAUCUGUGAUGACAGUCACACUCGAGAAACAGGUGCUUCCAGACAUGGAAUAAUGGGAGGUGCAAUGCAGCUAACCUUUAGGAGGAUGGCUUUUGACUACUAUCCUUUCCAUUGGGCAGGAGACACCUGCAAUCACUGGGUGCGGUAUUGUGAUGCCAUGGAAACCCGGGAACAAUGGGCCAAAAAGCUGGUGGGUGAAUUCCAAAACAAAAUGGGAAAACAUGAUGAAGAAAUGAGCUCCAAAGCUGCAGGAAGGGAGUCUCCUUUCAAAAAGAAACCAGACAUUCUUUCUAGUUCUCAAGAAAACUCGCCAGAGAAAGGUGUACCUCAGGCAAGCAUACCACCUCCUACCCUGUUCAGAUGUCCGCAGCCUGCAUGGAAUAGACUCCGAUCCAGCUGUGUGGUUGUCAGAGUUGAUGAUUUGGAUAUUUAUCAGGUUUCCACUGCUGGGCAGCAUAGUAAGAAACCCUCAACCCUGCUUUCAUGUAGGAGGAAGUUGUUGAAUCUUCCUGACCAAAUCUCAGCCAUUCAUAUAGAGUUCACAGAGUACUACUUCCCAGAUAAUCCAGAUUUUCCAGUCCCAUGUCCAAACCUCUACCUGCAGCUGAAUGGUUUGACUUUCACUUUGGACACACUGAGCAUGCUUUGGGUGAACUUGUUCUGCCUUGAUCUCUAUCGCAGCCUACAGCACUUCAAAGCUAUUUACAAGUUGGAAAACUCUGGAAAGCAGAAUGAGCACAUCGAUGUCAGACUGGAUGGCUUCAUGCUAAAGCUAAACAUCCCAGUAGAGAAGAAAGUAGUUGAACACCGGGACCGUCCCCAUUGUCUCUCCAUUCGCAUAUCAGAAAUGACAGCUACCAAUACACGACACGCUCCUCACUGCAGCUGUUUGGCUCUCCAGAACUUAUUCCGUCGAUUUGCUGCUUCAGAAUUCUUCCACUCUAGCUAUACCCAGUUUCCUAAAUUUCAGGACAGCUUCAGUCUUCUCCACACCCUCUUCUUGCGUCAUGCAUACCAGGUGGACACCAAAGCCCAUAAAUAUGCGGACUUUCACCAUUCCCCUCGCAAGUGCUCUGCUUUUGAAGACCUUUGGUCUAUUAAUUUCAUCCAGAUUUCGCUGGACUUUGAAGGAACUAAGAGCUCCAGAGGCAAACCCCUUAACUUUAUCAACUCAUUCCCCCUGUGUGUAUGGGCUUGCCUCCCAAAAAGGUGGGAAGAAGCCCGGAUGUCAAAGCUGCGGGUUUCUUCUGCCUCAUCAAUUAAGAUCAAGCCUUCCACUAGCUUUAGUAACCAUGCCAAACAUGGGGACCUUUCCAGAGAAGAGCAGUUCUGGCAAAGAUCAAAGACUGAACAAAACUUUAAAAGUAUAUUCAACACCCCAGAGGCAAAGGAGGUCUUGGAAGAGGAAAACUAUAGUGUUAAUAAUGAAGCAAACGAUAAAGAUAUGGAAAUAUCUGCUGAUAUUCAUAUACUUUUGUAUUCAAGUGCAGAAGUGAAGGUGCGACUCAACCAUUACCAGUAUUUGAUGCUACUUAGGAUGAGGGAAGUCCUACAGACUUUUCAAGAACAAUUGUUGCAAGACACCCAGGAAAUAACUGGGUCCGCUUUAGAUUCCAUAACCACUUGUAUGGGCAUCAUGUUCAACAAUGCUGAACUGGCUUUGCUAAUGCAUCCUAUUCCAGGUUUUGUAUCAGAACCUAGAUCUGUAGACUCAGAUACUACCAGUCUAUUAGAAUCUGAACUCUCUCCUUCAGAGAGCAGGGAGGGACUGGCUACUGAAGGCAGGGAGCUGAAGUUGGAUGUUGGCUCGGAGAAGAGAGAAGGUAGCCCCACAAAAGUACUAGAAGACAAUGGAAUUGAUAACACAGAUAUUAGGGUGACUGCAUUGCAGGAUGGAAUGCUGAAAUCCCAGAGUGAUGGAUCCCUAGCAGGAGAAGAGUACCACAGCCCAGCCACUGUGGAAAGAGGCCCUAUAGAAGAAGCACAUGAAGCUGAAGAAACCCUUGGGGCAGAUAGACAGCGUGAGCUUAGCAAUCUUUCUCCAAUUCCUCAUGUUGUUCUUUCCAGUCCUCCUUCCGUUGUAGAUCCUUUAGGUGGCAUACGAGUCUCCCUAAAUGGGCAAGAAGAGCUGAUCCCAUUGAAGAAUAUGGAGAUUGAAUUAUCAAGUGCGCUUCAUAUAACGAAGGAUGCCACUAAGGAAGCCUUGCAUGUAACUAUGGAUCUCACCAAAGAAGCCAUGUCUAUGACAAAAGAUGCUUUAAGCUUGAGCAAGGAAAAGAUGGCUUCAACUAUGCAGAAAAUGUUUCAUCCUCAAACCAAGGAUCCUGCACCUAAGCCUGAAGAGGGGUUUUUGACUCCAGUGGGAAGCGGCGGUGGACGAAUGCGUUUCUUCUCCAUGAAGAGGACUGCCUCCCAGCAUUCUUUUGAUACCAGCUCACUUGAUGGCAGUGGUCUUGAAGAUAGGCUGUCUGUGGAUAGUGAUGGCAGUGACGGUUUUGUUAUGCUUAUAGAUUCUGAACCUAGCCUGGAUCCGCUUGUCCCAGGACAUUCCCAGAUCCUUGAUGAUGGAGGCAACCUAGCAAGUCCAAUGGCAGAUGAAGAAAAAGGAUCUACAUAUAUCAACAGCUCACGUUCUCAGAGUGAAGAGGAGUCCAGCCCCCAGCUGGUCUCUGUUUUGGUGCUGAAAAUGAAUGAAUUAAAUUGUGUGAUAGAAACAAAAAGAGAUGAUUUGACGCUUGCCCUUCAGGCUAUGGAGGUAUCCACUGAAUCCCUAGGAAAUAUAAGUAUGUGGCACUAUCUGCAGAGUGAAUGCACAGGAGAUCCAAAUUCAGAGAGGCCUGCAGCCACAGAAACCAACCAGACUGAGCCUGAAGUAUGUUUACGAUUUGAAAUAGGACCAAGUGCUGCCGUGCACUCACCUCUGGCUGUCCAAAAUGGAUUUUUCCACUUGCUAGUCCAUAGCUAUCAUGCAGAGCUGCUGACAUCCUCUCUUUCCAGCCUUGGAUAUUUCCUUGAGGAUGAGGUGAUCCCUGAAGUUAUUCCCAUGAAGAUUGAAAUUGUGGAUGCCAAGAUUACACUGAAGGAUGACAGUCCUCGAAUAUACCCUACUUCUCCUGGUCCUAUUCCUAUAAUUCUAGCAGUGGACAAUGUUGUUAUUCAUUGUAAAGAUGAUGGAGUGUUCUUUAUAACAGCUGCACAGGGGGAAGGUUCAUCAGUACAGACAAAGUCUCAGGAAGACCUUAAAAAACAGUGGAUCCCAGCAGAGAGAAUCUCUGCAGUAGAUGAUGAAAUACAGCUAAAAGAAGUGCCAGCUUUGGAGAGAGAACUACAGGUCACUAAAAGGGCCCUAGCAGAAGCUAAUCUGGACAAAGUGCGCCUACUACAGGAAAUUAGGAAAUAUGAUCCUCUGUUCCAGCUUUGACAGCAGAAGCCUGGGCUACAGAUGCUCAGGGCAACCAGAGAUUACCACCAGCAUUUUUUUUUAAAUUGCUUGUUACUUGGCCAACAAACUAGGCUAUCUUCAGUUCAGAUGCCUUGAAACAGAGUGCUAUUACAAGAAAUGGAAGUAUUAAAAGGAAGAGGAGGGUUUGAUUUGGUUUUGUGGCCAUUGUACCUGGAUCUAGAUAGCAUGAACCUACACUUCUACUAAACUAUGGCAGUGUUGAAUCUAAAGCAGCAAAAGCAGACAAGGAAGAGCUAGGUUUCUAGCCUGUCCAAGUUGUCUUAAAGUGGUGCUGACAAACUGCUAAUCUUCACCACACACCUGCUUCCUCUGUUGCUGCUAGAGGUGGCAGGUAGUGUUGGGGAUGUGCGUGCCAUACACCAAAGCAAUAAGGUCAGUCUGCCUGAGGCCUUGUUAGCUAUUGAAAGUAAAUUUCUUAGGUUCAGGUUGCUGCACCAAAGUCCUAAGACUUAGUAAAAUAGGGCUGGAAGGCAGGUCCAGCAUGGGAAAGAGCUUGCUAGAAAUGCAAACAUCAGCAUCUGUCCUGGUAUAGAAAAUAAAAUGUGGGUAGCUACAGUUUCCUAAUAAAUGGCUUUCUACCUUCCUUUUCCCAUAACACUCAGUUAGUGGAGUGUUGAAAUCACUGGCCUGUCUUUUCGUCCGCAUUGUCCACCUCUUCCACCAUUGCCUUGUUGCAGCACCACAAUGUUACUGUGUACAGCUUGGCAAGAAACUGCCUGUUUGACAAAAGUUGUGUUCCUGUCUGAUAAAACAUGUUGGAAGCAUUUUUUCUUCACAUUCUACUUACACUGAUAACCUUGGACAGGCACAGAGGAAGUAGGUCUUCAGAACUCUGAGUCAUGCACUAUAGUUGGGUACCUUAUCUGGUACGUUAUAAACCAUGUAUAGUAUCUUGCAACAUCUUCUAAUCCAGACUAAUGUUGGUAGAAACUGUUCUAAUGUGUGAUCGUAACACUGCUGAAUACUCAGACCCUUUUCUUUGCAGCUUUGACUUAUGUAUGCUAUUUAUGUGAUUAUCUGGAAUGAAGGAAACAGAAGUUGUGUAAAGUUAAGCUCUGGAACUCACUAAGCUAGUGCUAGUUUUCUUGGGUGCUUUCAUAAUGAUAAAAUAUCCAACAUAAUUUUAGAGAGGGUUUCUUCACAAAGCAGCUGCAACAAGCAAGGUGUGAUGAAAUCUACAUAAUGGGAAAUGAUUAAAGCAAUGAGGAAAGAAAAUCUUCAUAAAAAUAAUCUAGGGAUUCUAUCUUUAGAGCCAGCCUCUAAAUUAGUACAAGAUUAUUCAAUCAGUUAGUUUCAGGCACUGGUCAAGAAAGUGAAUAUACACCCACGUUCCAUAGAGAGCACAAGAGGCUCAACAGCUCAACCAGGGCUGCACAACUUCAACCUGCCAACUGGAUUACAGCUCCCAUAAUCCCCACCACAGUGGCCAAUAGUCAGGGAUGAUGGGAGUUGUGGUCCAACAGCUGCAGGUGGGCUGCAGUUGUGUGGUCCUUAGACAAAUGUGAAGAAGACUGGAGAUAAUCCUUCCUUUGAGGCAUUGCAAUGUUUAACUGCAACUAAUAUAAUCCUGUUCUGUGCUCUGCUGAAGAGACACCCACAGCAUCUGGCUGUAAUAGGAGUCUCUUGCAUUUUAAUGCAUUUCAAACUUUUUAUGGGUUGGCUUUCCAGAUGUUUGUUAUAUUAAGGUACUAUUUUAGUAUUUGUGGAUGCAAAACAAGUUGAUACUUUACAUGUGCUCUAUAUUCUAACAACAAAGGGGAUAGCAAAUAUUUCAAAGCCAGAUGCUGGUUGCAAAUUCAGAGGCUGCAUUUGUCUUUGUCUCUAUGAUUCAGUUGAUGUAUACUUUACUGCUGUGUACACUGGAUUUCAGUAGUGUUCUACUUGAGAGAGAACGUAGCUAUGACUAUAAACCUGAUUGUGUUCUUGCACAAUUUAAGAGAAAUGUGAAUGUGAAUAUGUUAACUUAAGUUUCAGAAAUCAGAAUUGCACAUAAUUAGGUAAAAAUAUAUAUGACUACUGUAAAAUUGAUGUGUUUCAGGGUCUGGAAGUUGGAGGCAAGUUCGAAAUUAGCUCUUUUCCUUCAAGAAGUCAAGCAUCUUACAUUUAGGAAGGAAAUACUUGUACAUAUUUGAUUACUUGGACUAUAUAAUGUUUCAAAUGGCUAUUAGCAGCUUUAGAUGUAUUUUUAAAAGAUACUGCUCACAUCAUAAGAUAGCAGAAAGUCUGAGUAUGCAAUUGUUAUACAAUGUCCCUUCAAAACUAUAGAUGGAAUGAAUAUGUUGCUCACAAAGAGAAUGGAACGCAAUGAAAGUCAUAAAUUGUGCCCUAUUUUUCUUUACAUUAACCAGAUAGUUGGAUAGAUAAUACCACAAUUGGUUAGUAUGCCAUAGCUAAUUUUUGUUUAGUACUUGUUGAACAAUUUGUAGCUUAAUGGCAAUGCUAGUCCCUAACUACAGCUGCAGAAUAGGACUUUUUUGUCUCCAACAUCUGCUUGUCUGCCUUGAUCUGUCUGCCCUGGAGCAGUCACUGUGUGACCUUCACUAUAUGAAUCAGAAAGAGCAACUAAAGCAAUUUUUGUUAGGUGUGUGUGGAGGGGGGGGAAUCUGUCUUCCGCUGCCUCAAAUAAUUUGCUAGCCCUUGAGGCUAGCAGAGGGCUGUUGAACUCUAAAAAGCUUUGCGGCUGCACUGUAGCACUGUCACUUUCUUUAAUUCAGCCGUGAUUAUUUUUGCAUGACUGAAAGUGCUGUAGCUUCUGGUUUUUCAUUUUCUAGGGGCAAUCACCUUUUGCUGCUACAUUGUUUCUCAUGCACCCGUUUUGCAACACCCCUCUCAAACUCAGGCCUUGUACUAGAGCAUCAUACAGUGAAUUGUUCUCUACAUUGGAGGGUACUCCAGUAGGCAGUCCUCCUUUGAUGCAGUGGCAAAUCCCUCUUUAUCAAAAGAGUAUUGUGCUUUACAGUUAUCACCCUUGCCUCAUAAAUAGAACUGUGGUGUUGAUGUCUGGAAGUUUUACCUUUAUGGGACAAACAGUGCUGUUGCUCUAUGAACUAUAACUUAGGCAGCAUCACUAAACAAAAUAUCUCAUGUUUAAUCCUACACUUUGUGAAUUUGACCGGCAACCUGCUAGUUGUGAGGUAUACUAUGUGAAAUUAGAGCUUUUUUCUUAAACACUAUCAAUGAUCAACUGCUCAAAGACAUUUAAAUAAGCCUGUACACUCCCAUUUUCUUCUGCUUGUUGAAUAAGACUGAAACAAGAUGGUCUUAACCACAAACAUGGUUAGAUUUCAUACAAAUCACUAUUGCUUACUUUUGUUUUAUGUGAAUGCUGAAAACAUUUACUUCUCUGCAGCAUGUUAGACGUGUUGAAAGACAAGUAUAGAAGAAUCAUACACAAGGGGUGUUUAGCUGCAGUAUGCCUGCUUCCCUACUUCCUUAUGCUCCAUCAGUUUCAGCAUUGUCUGAAAUUAGUUUUCUAGCAGUUACCAAUACUACUAUUUGGCUUAAAAUAAGGCAAAUGUAAAGGAGAUGCAGCAAUGUCAAAAGGGCAUGGCGUAACUUGUUUGGUUUUAAUUACAGAUAGCACAGAAAGGCCUUGCUUAUCAGCCUUAUUGUGGUGGAUGCUGUCCAGAUGCUUCCCUCUGCUGAAGGCUGACUUAUUCCACUAAGAGUUUCAACUAGAAAUGGAAGGAAAUCCAUUGCAGCCAAUAUGGAUAUAUUUACUAAAGUACUCAGCUGAGAUCCUGUUCCUAAAGACAUAGCCCCUUUUCAAUGCUCUGUUUAAAUGUUAAGAGGCCAAGAGCAAUACUUAUUGUAUAAUGCCAUAACUGAUAUCAAGGACUUAGUUCCUUUUUACUGUAAGGCUCUUCUAAUUUCUUGUGACUCCAACUAGGAAAGCUAUGAGUGUAGGCAACACAAUGGGUACAAGUCUGACUUGAAUUUAAGCCAUAGACAGUAUUGGAUUAUUUUAUGUUGCAGUAUAUCAUUUUCUCCAAGGAUUGUACUGGUUCUGUGAACCACUUUUAAAAGUUAUAAAUUAAAUAAAUCAACCUUGGUUUAUGCUGA
This is a messenger RNA of Hemicordylus capensis (graceful crag lizard), 8691 nucleotides long. RefSeq names its product bridge-like lipid transfer protein family member 3A (gene BLTP3A). NCBI's taxonomy places the organism in Eukaryota, Metazoa, Chordata, Lepidosauria, Squamata, Cordylidae. The record is from RefSeq and is a predicted model, not a curated record. The transcript is spliced from 21 exons. The coding region runs from base 187 to 4587 and encodes 1466 amino acids. Gene Ontology annotation, molecular function: histone deacetylase binding.